This is a messenger RNA of Chlorocebus sabaeus (green monkey), 6410 nucleotides long. It is a transcript of the gene TLR2, whose product is annotated as toll like receptor 2. Gene Ontology annotation, biological process: inflammatory response; immune response; toll-like receptor signaling pathway. The record is from RefSeq and is a predicted model, not a curated record. Gene Ontology annotation, molecular function: triacyl lipopeptide binding; transmembrane signaling receptor activity; protein binding. Gene Ontology annotation, cellular component: plasma membrane; signaling receptor complex. Lineage: Eukaryota; Metazoa; Chordata; Mammalia; Primates; Cercopithecidae.
UGCCCCGUGGAAGGGGCGUUCCCACACCCCAGAAGGAGGGGGCGCCUGGCCGCGCGGACUUUCCCUUUCGCUUACUUCCUAGUCCCGGGCAGGUCGGCUCGGAGGCAGCGAGAAAGCUCAGCCAGGCGGCUGCUCGGCGUCCUCCCAGGAUCCAAAGGAGACCUAUAGUGACCCUCAGGAGCUCGUAGUGACCACGUGAAGGUACCUGCGGGGCUCAUUGUGCCCAUUGCCCUUUCACUGCAACUGGUAGUUGUGGGUUGAAUCACUGGACAAUGCCACAUACUUUGUGGAUGGUGUGGGUCUUGGGGGUCAUCAUCAGCCUCUCCAAGGAAGAAUCCUCCGAUCAGGCUUCUCUGUCUUGUGACCACAAUGGUAUCUGCAAGGGCAGCUCAGGAUCUUUAAACUCCAUUCCCUCAGGACUCACAGAAGCUGUAAAAAGCCUUGACCUGUCCAACAACAGGAUCACCUACAUUAGCAACAGUGACCUACAGAGGUGUGUGAACCUCCAAGCUCUGGUGCUGACAUCCAAUGGAAUUAACACAAUAGAGGAAGAUUCUUUUUCUUCCCUGGGCAGACUUGAAUAUUUAGACUUAUCCUAUAAUUACUUAUCUAAUUUAUCGUCCUCCUGGUUCAAGCCCCUUUCUUCUUUAAAAUUCUUAAACUUACUGGGAAAUCCUUACAAAACCCUCGGGAAAACAUCUCUUUUUUCUCAUCUCACAAAAUUGCGAAUCCUGAGAGUAGGAAAUAUGGACACCUUCACUGAGAUUCAAAGAAAAGAUUUUGCUGGACUUACCUUCCUUGAGGAACUUGAGAUUGAUGCUUCAGAUCUACAGAGCUAUGAGCCAAAAAGUUUGAAGUCAAUUCAGAAUGUAAGUCAUCUGAUCCUUCAUAUGAAGCAGCAUAUUUUACUGCUGGAGAUUUUUGUAGAUCUUACAAGUUCCGUGGAAUGUUUGGAACUGCGAGAUACUGAUUUGGACACUUUCCAUUUUUCAGAACUAUCCACUGGUGAAACAAAUUCAUUGAUUAAAAAGUUUACAUUUAGAAAUGUGAAAAUCACCGAUGAAAGUUUGUUUCAGGUCAUGAAACUUUUGAGUCAGAUUUCUGGAUUGUUAGAAUUAGAGUUUGAUGACUGUACCCUUAAUGGAGUUGGUGAUUUUAGAGGAUCUGAUAAUGACAGAGUUAUAGAUCCAGGUAAAGUGGAAACGUUAACAAUCCGGAGGCUGCAUAUUCCACAGUUUUACUUAUUUUAUGAUCUGAGCACUUUAUAUUCACUCACAGAAAGAGUUAAAAGAAUCACAGUAGAAAACAGUAAAGUUUUUCUGGUUCCUUGUUCACUUUCACGACAUUUAAAAUCAUUAGAAUACUUGGAUCUAAGUGAAAAUUUGAUGGUUGAAGAAUACUUGAAAAAUUCAGCCUGUGAGGAUGCCUGGCCCUCUCUACAAACUUUAAUUCUAAGGCAAAAUCACUUGGCAUCAUUGGGAAACACCGGAGAGACUUUGCUUACUCUGAAAAACUUGACUAACCUUGAUAUCAGUAAGAACACUUUUCAUUAUAUGCCUGAAACUUGUCAGUGGCCAGAAAAGAUGAAAUAUUUGAACUUAUCCAGCACGCGAAUACACAGUGUAACAGGCUGCAUUCCCAAGACACUGGAAAUUUUAGAUAUUAGCAACAACAAUCUCAAUUUAUUUUCUUUGAAUUUGCCGCAACUCAAAGAACUUUAUAUUUCCAGAAAUAAGUUGAUGACUCUACCAGAUGCCUCCCUCUUACCCAUGUUACUAGUGUUGAAAAUCAGUAGGAAUACAAUAACUACAUUUUCUAAGGAGCAACUUGACUCUUUUCACACACUGAAGACUUUGGAAGCUGGUGGCAAUAACUUCAUUUGCUCCUGUGAAUUCCUGUCCUUCACUCAGGAGCAGCAAGCACUGGCCAAAGUCCUGGUUGAUUGGCCAGCAAAUUACCUGUGUGACUCUCCAUCCCAUGUGCGUGGCCAGCGGGUUCAGGAUGUCCGCCUCUCAGUGUCGGAAUGUCACAGGGCAGCACUGGUGUCUGGCAUGUGCUGUGCUCUGUUCCUGCUGAUCCUGCUCAUGGGGGUCCUGUGCCACCGUUUCCACGGCCUGUGGUACAUGAAAAUGAUGUGGGCCUGGCUCCAGGCCAAAAGGAAGCCCAGGAAAGCUCCCAACAGGGACAUCUGCUAUGAUGCGUUUGUUUCUUACAGUGAGCGGGAUGCCUACUGGGUGGAGAACCUUAUGGUCCAGGAGCUGGAGAACUUCAAUCCCCCCUUCAAGUUGUGUCUUCAUAAGCGGGACUUCAUUCCCGGCAAGUGGAUCAUUGACAAUAUCAUUGACUCCAUUGAAAAGAGCCACAAAACUGUCUUUGUGCUUUCUGAAAACUUUGUGAAGAGUGAGUGGUGCAAGUAUGAACUGGACUUCUCCCAUUUCCGUCUUUUCGAUGAGAACAAUGAUGCUGCCAUUCUUGUUCUUCUGGAGCCCAUUGAGAAAAAAGCCAUUCCCCAGCGCUUCUGCAAGCUGCGGAAGAUAAUGAACACCAAGACCUACCUGGAGUGGCCCAUGGAUGAGGCUCGGCAGGAAGGGUUUUGGGUAAAUCUGAGAGCUGCGAUAAAGUCUUAGGUUCCCACAUUUAAAGCCAGUCUUUGUCUAGUUGGGAUCUUUAUAUCACUAGUUGUAGAUAAGUUCAUUCAGACAUAAUUAUAUAAAAACUACAUGGAUGUACCGUCAUUUGAGGACUUCCUUACUAAAACUACAAAACUUCAAAUUUUGUAUAGGGUGCUGUUUUGUAAACAUAUGCCAGAUUUAAAAAUUGGUUUUUGGUUUUUCGUUUUUUCUAUGAGAUAACCAUGAUCAUAAGUCUAUUAUUGAUAUCUGAAUAUAGUCCCUUGGUAUCCAAGGGAAUUGGUUGCAGGAUCCUCGUGGAUAUCAAAAUUCAUAGACAAUCAAGUCCCUUAUAAGAGUGGCAUAGUAUUUGCAUAUAACCUAUUUACAUUCUCCUGUAUACUUUAAAUCAUCUCUAGAUUACUUAUGAUACCCAAUACAAUGUAAAUACUAUGUAAAUAGUUGUACUGUCUUUUUAUUUGUAUUAUUAUUGUAUUGUUAUUUUUUAUUUUCAAAUUUUUUAAAACAUACUUUUGAUCCACAGUUGGUUGACUUCAUGGAUGCAGAGCCCAUGGAUAUAGAGGGCCAACUGUAAUCUGUAGCAAUUGGCUUAGUUCAUUAGGAAAUAGCACAAAUGAACUUAAGAUUCUCAAUGACUGUGUCAUUCUUUCUUCCUGCUAAGAGACUCCUUUGUGGUCACAAAAGGCAUUCUCUGUCCCACCCAGCUGUCACUUCUCUGUGCAACUGAUCUCAAGAGCAACAAGGCAAAGUAUUUGGGGCACUCCCCCAAACUUGUUGCUAUUCCUAGAGAAAAGUGCUGUAUAUUUCCUAUUAAACUUUACAGGAUGAGAAAUACCUAGAGGGUGUAUUUUCAUGUGAUCUGGAUCUUUCUGGCUAUUUGAUAGGUUUCUCCAGCCAUAGUUACUUGAGAGAGUGACUACACAGCGCAAGGUACAGUAAAUUAUGUAUUUCUGUAAUUUAACAAAAUAAAUACUCAGUUUAGGAGAAUUUGAAAGACAGUUCCCACAUCUGGACUCUGGUCUUCCUCAGCCUCUAUCUUUUGAGUUCUAGUUAUUGUCCAAUCACUCUGACUCUCAGUUCCUGUUUUUUAGUCUAUUUCCCCAGCAUCUUGUUGCUUUUUCCUUCUUUGAAAAGUCUUGUUUUUAAUUCUAAAAAGGCCUUCCCUUUUCCCCCUUCUGAAUAUUUUUAAAAGUACAUGUGAGUUAAAUAGAUUUUUAAGCAAAUAUAUACCUAGAGGUUCCUCAUAGUGACUCAAAAAUAGUUUGAUACACAAUAAUUUAAAGGUAGAUACUAUUACCAUGUGUUAAUUUUGCAAUCUAGGCAUAAUAAUACCACACAUUAAAUUUUGAUGCAACGUUCUUUGGUAAGAGCUAUUUGCUGAUUCUAUGCAACUUUCUUCUUAAGCUGGGAACCACGUGAAAGGAAGUGAGCCUUCUUUGACCCCUGCUCAAUUCUCAACCAGAACUGGGUUUAUGUGGUUAAUUGGGCACUGGAGUCAGAAAGACCUGGGUUAGUAGACGUGUAAUCUUUGGCAAGUCACUUGACAUGACCUAAAAAGUUUUUGUGUCUUUAAAAUAGGGAAGAUGAUCUCUAUAUCCUAAGGUACUGAGAGUAUGAAAUGUAGGAAUGUAAGUAAACCAUGAGCCUAAGCUCCUUGAUUCCCAUUUUCUCUGGAGGGGUGAGGAGGGCAAGAGUACCACGCCUAAGAGAAUGGGCACCAUGGGUUCGUGUGUGGGGUGAGGAUGUCUGUAGUAGAUGUUAGCUAUUAUUAUUAUUAUUUUCCAAGAAGAUAUUUCAUUCCCUGAUAUAUUAUGGCUUGUAAAUGGAUAUUUUUCUGUUGCGGAUACUAGCAGGGAUAUAAGGGAUCCUGCUGUUUGCAGAAAAAUACCACUAAGAAAUAUGCUCAUUAAGUGCAGAACAAGCUUGUCCUUGGGGAACUCACACAGGGCUGCUGCUGUUUCAUGCAACCUCCCAGAAGAGUGUUAUGGAAGAAACGGUAGCCAGCCUAAAAAAAAUCAGGCCCAGUGUAAUCCCAGCACUUUGGGAGGCUGAGGCAGGAGGAUUGCUUGAGCCCAGGAGUCAGAGACCAGCCUGGGCAACAUGGCAAAACCCUGUCUCUACCAAAAAAUACAAAAUACUAGCAGGGCAUGGUGGCAUGUGCCUCUGGUCCUAGCUACUCGGGAGGCUGAUUUGGGAGAAUCACCUGAGCCCAGGAGGUCCAGGCUGCAGUGAGCUGUGAUUGCACCACUGCACUCCAGCCUGGGUGAAGAGCAAGACACUGUCUCAAAAAAAAAAAAGUUUAGAAGAAGGAAACUUGAGGAGAUUCCACAGACACCAAACACAGCAAUGGACUUUCUGCUUUACUUCUCUGUUUCCUACAUUAAGCACCAUGUUAAUUAUGAGAACCAGGUAGAUUUAACAUUGACUUGAUCUAUAUUUAAUUUCAAGAACUUAAAAUAGCAACUGAAACAGCUUCGUAGUUAAUUGAUAGAUUUAAAAUAAUCUUUAAAAAAUAAUCUUUAGGACAGGCGUGGUGGCUCAUGCCUGUAAUCCCAGCACUUUGGGAGGCUGAGGUGGGAGGAUCACCUGAGGUGAUGUGGUGCCUAUUCACAUUAAAGGUGGGUCUUCCUCUCCUGGUCCACUGACUCAAAUGUUAAUCUCCUCUGGCAACACCCUCACAGACACACCAGAAACAAUAAGAGCUAUCCAGGCAUCCUUCAAUCCAAUCAAGUUGACACCUAGUAUUAGCCAUAAUACUCUCCAAUCUUUUUUCAGUGUGUGUAUACACACUACUGUACAAAAUUGGGAUUAGAUUGUAAAUACUUAAACUUUAUAAAGAAAAUGGCAUCUUCAUUUUUUUUUCUGAGGCUGUUUAGUGAUUAUCUGACAUUCCUGAACUCUGAGGGUCAUUGUGAAUCCCCAUUCAGGUAAAUACUGGCUUAUUUGCCCAGAGUUCUAAAUGGUUCUAAAAGCUACCAUUGCGGCUAUCCAUGAAAGAUAAGUGGGAACUAAAUUAGAGAUCAGUUUAAGGGUUCUUUUUUUGUUUAACAGAAGAAAAACUAAUUUUUUGUUUUUAGUGCUUUAUCCAAAUGUGAAGUCUUUUAUUUGUCAAUAGACUACAAGCUCAAGAAUCUUGUUUUAUCUUCCCACCCCUUGGACAUGUCUACUAUAUAAUAAGUGUUGAAUUAUUGGAAUGUUUUCAGAGCAGAGAAAUAAUUAAGAAUUCUAUAAUCUGGAUGCUGAAUCAAUCAUAAUGAGAGAGGAGAACAUGAAAAAUCAGUUGUGUAGACAGCUAAGGCUAGUCUUCAGAGAAGCAGCCUGCCUGAAAAAUCACAGCUACAGGCAAAAAUAGAGCAGCCUGGGGAAAACUCAGACUGCACCUGCACAGAUAAGCAGGCAAGGUCCAGCACAGGAGCCUUUUGUUCUUUGUGUGAUUAGCAGGCUUCCAGGAAAAUGUUCCCUCUCAGACAUGAACAAGGGGGACUCCAUGGGAGAUUGCACUGCAAACAGAGGGGGCUUACCUAAAACAAACCCACAAUUAUUCAAAUGAGAAAAAAAGCUAUGCUUUGUGCUUACCUAGAGACAUCUCACAGCUGUAUAGACAGGUGGAGUUGUGAAGACAGGUUUCCAAAUAAGAGAAGUUACUCAAACAGCUACAGGGAUGAGAGGAGUUUCUUAUAUGAAAGCUUUUUCGACUGUAAAAUGGCACCCCACUUGGGCUCUCCUCUCCACUGUGGAGAGCUUUCUUCUUUCACUUAUUAAACUUUUGCUCCAACCUCA